Messenger RNA from Megalobrama amblycephala (Wuchang bream), 2805 nucleotides. It is a transcript of the gene ica1, whose product is annotated as islet cell autoantigen 1. Bases 204 to 1583 code for a protein of 459 amino acids. NCBI's taxonomy places the organism in Eukaryota, Metazoa, Chordata, Actinopteri, Cypriniformes, Xenocyprididae. Gene Ontology annotation, biological process: regulation of transport. The record is from RefSeq and is a predicted model, not a curated record. Gene Ontology annotation, cellular component: Golgi apparatus. Gene Ontology annotation, molecular function: protein domain specific binding. The transcript has 13 exons.
AAGAUAAUUGUCAUUCAACCCACCCAUUCUUCCUAUAUUCGCAGUGCGCUCGUGCCGUAGCGCGCAUGACGUCUUCACUCCUCCUGCAAGGACGCGCACCCAAAAACACACGCAGUGAUACACAUAUAGCGCUUUAUUUUCUUACUACAGAAUGUCUUAAACAUCUGCAGCCGGGAUCCAAACUCAUAAGAUAAUUGAUAAACAUGGAGAAAGGGAACCAAGGUUAUUCUCAUUUUGAUCAAUUUCUCCAAAGUCAAGAAUCAUCUGUGGUGAACAAGUUCCAGCAGAAAUACUGGAAAACCAAACAAACACUGAUCAAAGUCACAGGAAAGAAGGAGGAUGAACAUGUCGUUGCUUCCGAUGCCGACUUGGAUGCUAAACUGGAGGUGUUUCAUUCAGUACAGAGAACAUGCAUGGAGCUCCUUAAGAUGAUUGAACAGUAUCAAAGGAGGAUCAGCUUUUUGUCUGAGGAGGAGAAUGAAUUGGGUCGGUUCCUGCGUUCGCAGGGCUCUCAAGACAAGAGUCGUGCUGGAAAAAUCAUGCAAGCUACUGGGAAAGCGCUCUGCUUCUCUUCACAGCAAAGAUUGGCGCUGCGAGGUCCACUGGGUCGCCUGUACCAGGAGGUGGAGACCUUCCGUUACCGAGCGAUCUCAGACACGUGGCUGACGGUGAACAGGAUGGAACAGUCACGGACAGAGUACAGAGGAGCUCUGCUCUGGAUGAAGGACGUUUCUCAGGAGCUUGACCCGGACACACACAAGCAGAUGGAGAAGUUCCGUAAGGUUCAAACUCAGGUGCGUCAUACCAAGACAAGUUUUGACAAACUGAAGAAUGAUGUGUGUCAGAAGGUUGAUCUGCUCGGAGCCAGUCGCUGUAAUCUGCUUUCACACGUCCUGACAACCUAUCAGACCACACUGCUACAUUUCUGGGAGAAAACCUCUCACACUAUGGCUGCUAUUCACGAGAGCUUUAAAGGCUGCCAGACACAUGAGGCUUCAGCACUGGGGGGUUCAGAUCAAGCUUCAAAGAAAAAGGUGAAGAAGAAAAUGAAGGCAAAAGCAGAAGACGAGGAGACGAGUCAGAAUAGAGAUGAAACGCUUAUUUCAAUUGAAGAAGAGACUCUGAGCAGUAACUCCAUACAAACAGGAAAUGAUGAGUGUUUCUCUGGCGGUCAGGAGAAGGAUGGCUUGAGUUUGUUGGAUGAGAUUCUGGGCAGCAGUUCUCUGGAGGACAGGGGUUUCUCGCAGGAAUGGCGUGAGGUGUUUGGGGAGGAUGAACCGGCCGGCAGCAGCAGACCAGAGACCCAGCCGCCUGAGGAGGAGCCCGCCUUCUUUCUGCCUUCCAAACUGCUCGACCAGAACAUGAACGACCUACAGUCCACAGUCUCAGGUUGGGCAACAGCCAUUCCACAGAAUAUCCCUGAACGCUCAUCUGUAGCGAGUCAAAUCUCUUCCAAAUCUGCAGUGAAAGAUACCUCAAAAGAUCUCUCUGCUUGGUUCAAUCUGUUUGCCGAUCUGGAUCCGCUGUCAAACCCGGAUGCAAUCGGCCGAACCAGUGAGGAGCAUGAGCUAAUGAACGCUUGAUCUGCCCUGUAACAGAUGCACUUUAUCGCUCUUGUCGCACAAACGGCAGUGAUCUGGACAGAUAUCAACAGUGAUUUCUUUAUGCCAUAUCAGUUAACCUAUUAUUUAUUGAAGAAAUAUUUGCUGCCAAAGGAAAUUAAUAAUAAUCACUCUGGCCUUGAUUCCUUUUCUAUUGCUAGUAUUGUCAAGGCAGUUUGAUUUGCCAUAACAUCGAUUUUACAUAAAUGUAUACAUUAACAUUUCUCAACAGUAAGUAGUCUUGGUUUGUAUGUUGUGAUAUUGCAUGUUUUUUUAAAUCAUUAUUUAUUGUAGAUGUUCAGCCUUGAUCAGUUAAAGUAUUUUUUGCAAAUGUUGCAAAUUUCCUUAAACUGGAAAACUAUAGUUUAAAAAUGUGUUUAGUCUUACUUUUGUGCUGACCACUAAAACUAAUGCUGCAUUUCAAAAGCCUUAAAUAUGAGAUCAGUCCUUGAAUUCAUUUAUUUUAAUGGAAGUCGUACUGUAUAUUAUCUUAUGGAAACUAUAGCUGAUGUGAAAGCAGCUGUUACAAGGUGUAUAUAUUUUUAAGAUGUAUGGUUAAGUUAGAGAAUGCAGCUUUAACCACUCACUUUUUACAGUCUUGGUUCUGGAAGUUAUCUUUCUGGAAGUAUUUUGCCCCCUAAAAGUGUAUAUAAUAAAGACCUCAACAUUCAUGGUAGGUCUGUUUUGAGAGAUUUAAACAUAAUGAGAGUUUUUUUUUUUUUUCUUCCAGAACCUGACUAUUGUACUCUAUUUUUGUCAGGAAUGGCAAUCAAACGUUGGUAAAAAGCUUGGUCCUAUGAAGCAUUUAUGUAUAUGUUGGUUAAUUGUAUUUGUGCCGUUUAUGUGUUUGUGCCUGAAAACUGGGUCCCAUGUACUACAAAUAUCCUCAAGCAUUUUAAAUAUGAUUACCUGGGUAUUCCCUUUCACUACACAUUGUUAACCUGCAAACAUGUAAGUGCAAUAAAAUGUAAUAAAAAUGCAUUUUUGUAAAUGUGAAUCUACAUAUCACUUAAUACCCAGUGGGACCAAAUGGCCUUACUGAAGUCAGUUCUAAGAAAAAUAAAUGCGUCAUAAAUCAUAAACUGCUACACCAAAUAAUGCCAUAUAAUUUUCAAUAUUUUGUGCUGUAUUAUUGUUUACAUUUUUACCAUUAAUAUGUAACUGGAUGGCAUGAAAUUAAUUAAUAAAAGAUGUGUAAUUUGAA